Helobdella robusta is the source of this 2972-nucleotide messenger RNA. RefSeq lists its product as hypothetical. The record is from RefSeq and is a predicted model, not a curated record. Bases 1 to 2799 code for a protein of 932 amino acids. NCBI's taxonomy places the organism in Eukaryota, Metazoa, Annelida, Clitellata, Rhynchobdellida, Glossiphoniidae. The transcript is spliced from 14 exons. Gene Ontology annotation, cellular component: nucleus. Gene Ontology annotation, biological process: interstrand cross-link repair. Gene Ontology annotation, molecular function: 5'-flap endonuclease activity; 5'-3' exonuclease activity; flap-structured DNA binding.
AUGUACAAAUCAAAAAACACUUUUCGGAGGUUGAAAAGGCAAAAAUCUAAUGAGGUGCCAAUCAGUAGCAGCAGCAGUUGCAGUAGUAACCCGGCCGUCCGUCUUGAUUUCAUUAGUAAAAAGAGCCGUCAGUGUUGCUACAAACCGCUGGGAGAUUUGUUCGCACUGCAGCAGCGAAGAUGGGACGCCAUGUUUGAUGUCAGUGGGACUACGGAUUUAUCACCACCAAACCUUCCGUGUGUGACUUCAUCAGACCUUCCAUGCGUGACAUCAUCAGACCUUCAGUGUGUGACCAUGAUGACAUCAUCAGGUUCAUUUAGCAGAAAUAACUGUGACAAAGUUGAUGAGGCAUUUUGUUCAACAAGAAUAGCAAUGCAACAAUCACCAACCAAGGAUUGUUGUGGAGAUGAUGUUACUGUUGCAACUGCUGGCAGUACUUCUGCUGUUAAAGCUGGAUUGGCUAGUGAUGAUAUGAAAAAUAAAAAUUGUGAUUUGAAUGAAAGCACAUCACUUGAUACCUCUUUUGAAGACUUCAUAAAGGAUGAUGAUUCACUGUUUAGUGAGUUGAAUGAGUCAGAAUUUAAUACCACUGGUGCAAAUUCAUGCACCAAGAAUAAUCAGUCGUCCAUAGGUGAUGUUACUCCUUUAACUUUAACCAAAUCAUCAUUAUCUACCACAUCAACUUUAGAAACUUCCAUUACACCAUCUUCUGCAUUAACAAUGUGUCCAAUAAAACUUAGUGAUCAUAAUAAUAAUAACAUCACAACUCCAUUGAAGUUAGAUUCAAAUACAUUACCAUACUACAUUGAAAACUUCAAAAUGAUGAUUGUAACAACAAUGGGUGAUGCAUUUCAUUCACAUCUUUUUGAUGAAAGCGACAGAGAAACUGUAAAUUUGUUCCUUCAUAAAUUAACUAUUCCCCAACAGAAACUCUUCACGAGGUUGUACCUUCGUAAGUUUUGUUGGUUAAGACUGGAUCAAAUAAAAUACAAUGACAUCAGUGAAAACUUGAUAGAUGUGUUAGACUCAUUAGUCUUGCUGGGUCUCAUUGAUGAUGUGACAAAGCUGACAGAUUUAAAUACAGUUUUGAAAUGUCUACUUGCACCUGAAUUGAAAUCCUUAUGCAAAUCUUUGAGACUGGAUGCAGUGUCGUCAAAAAGUGAUUUGAUUGCCGCCAUUAUUAAUCAUUCCAAGACAAAUUCAAUUAAAAAUUUUUUCAAAAGAACUGCUGUUGGUGAUGAUAGCUUGCCAAAUGUUGUUCUAUUAAGAGCCAAAUCAAUAUUGGGGCAUUGUUAUAAGUUGAAUAAGGUCAGGAGGUCAACUUUUAUGAGGAUUCUCAUUCUCUCUUCACUCAACAACACUCUUUCCGAUGAUGAUUUAUCUGCCCAACAGAUGAUUUUCCAAAUGCUACAAACGUCCAAUGGAAAGGUAAAAUACCCUGAUUAUAACAUCAACAGGACUACAAAAUUGUUUCAAUCUAAGAAUGAUUUGAUCAUGUAUGAAGAGAUUCUAGAACACGAGUCGACAUUUUGGCACAAAAUGGAGAAAAAAAGCUAUGAAGAUGCUCUAAAAGUGUAUACAGAUAUUAGACACAGAUUUGAAGACUAUUCAUUGAAUGAUGAGAUUGUUACAAAGCACAACAGAGCCCUCCCGGCCUUCUUAAGAUGCUACACAGCAUCUUCGGCAUACAUCAGAAUCCUAAACAAGGCAGUCAGUCUUCUCCAGUUCCUCAAGCGUUAUGAGGAUGCCGUUAAACUGCUGAGCCAGCUGUUGAACCAGGAAGUUUAUCAUUUAGAUUAUAGGGGUCGUUGGUUUGAUAGAAUUACUCUUAAUUUGGAUUUUCAUCUGAAAAACCCUACAAAGGCACUGGAUUACAUAAAGGAGGCCCUCAAUGACCCCUGGGUGAAGGUGGGCCACCGAUUGGACCUACUGCACCGAGCAAAAAAAAUUCUUGCGUCCAAAAGUAAGAAGCUUGCUGAGGGGUCUCAAGAAAGUAUGCGUGAGAUGAUAGCGAUUGAUGUUAUGAACUUCAUACAGGCCCCUCUCAAUGUCACAACAACAGGGCAGCAACUCUUCAAAGUUAACGCUGUGGCGCCCUCUAUGUGGGUCGUCCAGGGUGGCGGGGGUGGUGAGAACGAUGACGUCAUGAUGACUGCAGGUAGGGUGGAACAAGUUGCCCUUGAUUACUAUGCUACUAUCGGCUACCCAGAAGGUAUACAUGGAGAGGGGAUAACAUUAACGACACUAUUCAUGCUGCUGUCGUGGGAUGUUGUUUUCAUGUCGUCGAUACCUGACGUCUUCUACGACAACUUCCAAAUGGCCCCCCUAGAUUUCAGGUCACAUGAUUUCUACCCAAAACGAAAGGAAAAAUUUCAUAAAAGGUAUCAGUGGAUAUCCCAUGCUUCUGAAGAGGAACUGGAUGAAAUGUUAGAAAAAUGUUGGUCGGAUAAUUAUGGAGUGAUAUGUGCCUGGAUUAACUGGGAACUGUUCACUGGCGUGGAACAUGUCAAGGGUCUUGUAAGAAGUAUUGGGCCCGAGAAGUUGUCCAGCAUAUUCAUGAGGAUGGCUCAAAACAUGAGGUACGUCACUGGGGGAGUGCCUGAUCUUAUCGUCUGGAAUCCCUCCCAACGCCGUGUCAAGUUUGCGGAAGUGAAAGGUCCUGGUGAUAAAUUAUCCUCCAAGCAAAUUCUCUGGCUGGAUUUCCUGCUAAGUAUAGGACUGGAUGCCGAAGUUUGCCACGUUAAAGCUGAGAAUUCCAAGAAAAUUUUCAAAUCAGUGCGAGAAAACUGUGAUAUCUAAUUGCUUCUUGUUUUAUUUGUAUUAUUUUCUUAUAUAUUUAUAGAUUUCGUUUUAUUUUAAAAGGAUUUUAUUCUAACUCGUUCAUAUUAAGUAUUGAUAAAGAAAAACAAUCUUAUUUCAUUGAGGUCGACAGCUAACUAUAAUUGAUGAUGAAGUGGAAAAAACUUAUAAUA